Oncorhynchus masou masou (cherry salmon) is the source of this 1470-nucleotide messenger RNA. RefSeq names its product RAD51-associated protein 1-like. The coding region runs from base 237 to 1238 and encodes 333 amino acids. Gene Ontology annotation, molecular function: double-stranded DNA binding; single-stranded DNA binding. The record is from RefSeq and is a predicted model, not a curated record. The transcript has 9 exons. NCBI's taxonomy places the organism in Eukaryota, Metazoa, Chordata, Actinopteri, Salmoniformes, Salmonidae. Gene Ontology annotation, biological process: interstrand cross-link repair; double-strand break repair via homologous recombination.
UGAAAAUCCCUUUGUCUGACACAAUUGAAGAACAAGAAACGACGAAUCAACGAAUCUAAAUCGUGAGAUUUGUAAUCACAUUUUCGGGCGGGAUGAUUGAAAGUUUGUUUUCGUGGACCAGAGACCACUGUUGAAAGAAAUCUGCAUAGUAUGUUUUAUGGCUACUUUUAAGAUACGAUCAUUAAAACAUUUGAGCAAUAAUAUAAUUUUAACCAUCGCUAAAGAAAAUAACUGAUAUGGAGCGGCCAUCGAGGAAGACAAAGCUUGUAAAUUAUUCAGAUUUCCAGGACUUGGCUGAUGAUGAUGAUUUUGCCUCUGUGAAAGCACCACCCAGCAAAAAAGCCAAGGAGAUUGUGAAAGAGCCAGCGCAGGAGAAGAGCAAGAAACCUUCAAACAAGGCCUCCAGUCAAGAGACUAGCUCACAACCCAUAGGCCACAAGAACAGGAAACCAUUGGAUGAGAAGCUGUAUGACAGAGAUUUGGAAGCAGCUCUUACUUUGUCGUUGCUUAAAACCACCGAGAUAAAUGAGGAACAAUGUUCUUAUAAUCCAGAAAAAUAUGUCAAGAAUCAACCACAGAGAGAUUGUGAAAAUCUGGAUCCAUCAUUACGCCUUUCCAACUCCAGUGUGGACAGCAACCUUUUGGGUCUUGACCAGAUCACGAAUGAUCGGGGAUCCCCUUGUGCCCCCUCCAGACAGAGGAAGGCAGCUUCCAAGGCUACAGAGCAGCAAAGGAGCAUGCUGAAGGAUGGCGAUGAGGACUACAAUCCCAAAGGGACACCAGAGAGUGAUGCUGAUUUCAGUGAUCCAGCUGAAAGUGAUGAUGAUGAGUUCACAGUAAAGAAACCAAAGAAAAAGAACACAGAAGACAAGACAGCCAAGAAGAAGCAACCAAAAGCUAAACCAAAGGAAGAAAAGCAGCCUUCAAAACCAUCAAAUACCAAACCACAUUUGACAGGGACUCCCAGUCUAAAAACUCCCAUCUUAGGUAGAAGUCCAACUGCCAAGCCAGCCUCUGUGCCCAAGAGGUCUCCUGGCACUUCUCCUGUCUCCAGAUCUGCAGUCUCUGGUAGUCCAGCGGGGGGCAGAAUACCCAAGUGGAAUCCUCCAGGUCACGUUGGAAGAAGUCCCGGCUCAUCACAGAGUGCCCCAGUGAAGUCUCCAGGGCAGGGUCUAAGACUUGGACUGUCUCGCAUGGUGCGGGUCAAACCCCUGCACCCCAGUGUUGCUAGUCACUGACCCCACCUAUCUAUUAGAGGAGCUCUGUGUAAUUGACAGUUGACCGUUUCUUUUGUAAUCCUCUAGAUCUAUUUUAUGAGGCAUUAGAAUUGUACUGUUAAUUAUUAUUAGUCUGGGGUCGUACAUGCUCUCCUUUUUAUAACAGCUCAUCUUUUGGACCAUUUGACUUAACAAAGGACAAUUCCCAACGUAUACUGUUUAUUGGCCUACAACAAAGCCUUCAGAUUUCAAA